UUAGUGAAGGCGAAGGCCUUCGUUGCUGGAGUGGAUCCCGACACCCCGUUUGUGUUUGGAAAUCGUGAAGACGAGCACGGCUUCCCUUUUGUCGGUAACGGGGAAGAUGAUGACCCGUUGAUACUUGGAAUCACGAGUUUGAAGCUAAUGCAAAACAUGAGUUCGCUACAGGAUCGCGAAGCUUUUCUCAUUUUUCACUUGGAUGCUACUUUCAAGCUGAGCGACAUCGGCUACCCUGGUAUUACGUGCGGUUUCACCGAUCGCCACCGAAGCUACCACCUAGCCGCGCUUUUCAUUGUUAGCCAAAGGACCCGACGCGAAUAUUACAAAUCGAUUGGAGAUUUCGCACGAAUUUCCAGGACCCACAUGAAAAGACCACUACGAGUUGACGUGACAAUGGGCGACGCCGAAGAGGCCCAAUUGAACGGACUGCGGGAUGUUGCAGAAUAUGCAACCUGCCCGUACCUGAUGUGUUUCUUCCACGUGAUGUACAAUGUACGCAAGCGAGUGCGACACUUGCCAGAUUCUGUGCGAGCUAUAGUGUAUCGUGGUAUUCUUGACAUGCACUACACACUCAACCAAACCGAAUUUUGGGAGGUGUGGGGGCGUGUAUCUCAAGAGUGGCAAUGCGAUAGAAGGUCGCACGUCUUUUUGGCAUAUUUCGCGGCACAAUGGAUUCAUAGCCGCUUCUGGAGAUGGCAGAUUUAUCACUCUCCAGGGGGGUACGCUACAACCAACAACCCAUGUGAAGUGUUCAAUACCAGCAUCAAGCGC
Phytophthora sojae is the source of this 774-nucleotide messenger RNA. RefSeq lists its product as hypothetical. The record is from RefSeq and is a predicted model, not a curated record. NCBI's taxonomy places the organism in Eukaryota, Oomycota, Peronosporomycetes, Peronosporales, Peronosporaceae. The annotation marks the transcript as partial. The transcript has a single exon.